AUGAUCUCCGGUGAUCAGACCAAGGAUCUUUGGGCCAUCCUUGUUGUGGUGUUUCUGCUUCCAGUCGUCAUGCUGAGCAUGAGAAUGACGGGAGGCGGAAAGAAGAAGGGCCAAAAAGCAAGUAGAUCUCGCUUCGUAUCCCAAGUCGCUGCGUCCUUCUUUGCCACCAUCCUCCUCGGUUUCUUCGGGAUGUUUGGGCUGGCACUAAUGUAUGCAUCCUCGAGCCAAGUCGACUAUGCAGCCGCUGGAGCCGGCUGGUGGAGAGAGACCCUGAGGGUCUUCUGCCAGGAGGAAGGGCUGCACUUCGGUCAAGGCCAUGUGUCCGACUUGACGUGCGACCACGACGUAUUUCAGCUCGAGAGAAUUGACGAGAACACCUUGGCGUACCUUCCCCGUCCGUUCAUCGCCUCGAUGAUCAUCCGCGAUCCACGGGGCAUUGUUUUGGAGGAGUACGAGAAGCUGACAAGCCAGUGCAUGAUCAAAGGGAAGAUGCUUAAAGCCGCAACCUCGAUUGAGCACAUCCAGGGGGACUCGACGCAGCAGGAGAGGAGACGUCUGCGAGAAAUCGAUCUGAGCAUGAAGCUGAACUACGAAGACCUGUGGGGCAAUGCAGCGGCUGGAUUUGCCGAAGCAGGGAGAUGGUAUGGGCUCAAGCACUUUUCGAGGGCUAACAUUGACACGUUCAAGAGAGAAUUCGGGCACUCCUUGGUGGAACUCGGAUACGAAGGCAGCCUGGACAGCUGGUAG
Messenger RNA from Klebsormidium nitens, 747 nucleotides. Lineage: Eukaryota; Viridiplantae; Streptophyta; Klebsormidiophyceae; Klebsormidiales; Klebsormidiaceae. The record is from the annotation of a GenBank genome assembly.